AUGUGUCUGCACGCGGAAAUUCGAAUAUGCCCGGGACUGCCACGUGCGUACUACCACCCUUCCUUUGUCCCACGACAGCCAUCUAAACGCUGCCGUUUUCAGCGGCAUAUCAUGGAGGAAUGUUCCCGUUACGACAAGUAUCGUGACUCUGCUCCUCGUUCGGUCGACGCCACCGCUGCGCGUCGACGCGUAGUUCGCAAAGGUCAGCUGCACGAGACGUUCACCCGCGCGAAGGCUCAUCGUCAGUCUUGCACACCAGAACGGCAGGCCCAGAGCCAAACCGUGCUGUUCAUCGACCCCCAACAGCGCAGGACGCUUGAGUCGGUGCGACAAUGUCGCGCCCAUUCUCACGUUUCUCCGUCUGACGUGCCGUCAGCCGAGCGUAAGCUUCUGCUUGGUGCGAAGACUCUGAUGCGAAGCCGAGACGUGUCGGAGGACCGUGAAGACAUGGACAUAUCCUCGGACUCCGAAGACGUUUUCCCCCAGCCUGUCAGAUGCACUACCCCUGCCAAAGCGUCGACGCGCGACGUGACGCCCGCCCUGUCCUUCGUGAGCAGCGACGCAGAGACAGAGAGCACCGCCCUCGACGAUUACGGCGAUUGGCAACAGCCCAGCCCAGAUGAGAACCAAUCACUCUUCUACGGAUCACAAGACUCCUCGCUGGAUUUGCAAAAGACGCCACUGUUUUCUCCGUCGCCGAUGUUCGAAGCGAUGGAAAAAACCACCACUCUCGCUUUCGAACUGCAGUACCCGGAGGAAGACGUGUGUCCCGUCCGCCGUUUCCUCGAUAGCCUGUGUCGGCCUGUCGGCCACCGGUACGCGACUUUCUAUGCGCUCGGGAUCCGCUCGCGUGAAGACAUCCGCGCGCUUUCGACUAUGCCACAUGAGUGGGACACCGUACAAGCAGAGCUGCUGAAGAAGGACGUCACAUUGAUGGAGUGGUUGUACGUCAAGGCCGGCCUUGAGAAGAUAUGCCGGGAAGAGCUGGGUGCCCUCCAGCCCAAACUUGAAUGCGAGGGCUAA
This is a messenger RNA of Phanerochaete carnosa HHB-10118-sp, 1023 nucleotides long. RefSeq lists its product as uncharacterized. The record is from RefSeq and is a predicted model, not a curated record. The transcript is spliced from 2 exons. Bases 1 to 1023 code for a protein of 340 amino acids. NCBI's taxonomy places the organism in Eukaryota, Fungi, Basidiomycota, Agaricomycetes, Polyporales, Phanerochaetaceae.